Molecule: messenger RNA, 1533 nt
Organism: Cucurbita maxima (winter squash)
Lineage: Eukaryota; Viridiplantae; Streptophyta; Magnoliopsida; Cucurbitales; Cucurbitaceae
Product: pentatricopeptide repeat-containing protein At4g36680, mitochondrial-like
Exons: 1
Coding region: 64-1317 (417 amino acids)
Molecular function (GO): protein binding
Source: RefSeq, a predicted model, not a curated record
CUCAAUUCAAGGUAAAACCCUCCCAGACUCGCACUUCCAGAGUCGAGACUUAAAACCCUAGAAAUGUCCUCCAUCGCCACCCGCCACAUCCGUCGUUUAUCGACGGCAGCCACCACCACCGCCACCGCCACCGCAACCGCUGCUGUCAAGGCAACAGCAACGACGUCCUCUUCAAUAUCCAUUUCAAAAGCGAAAUCUAAACUAAGAACCGAGUAUGAUCCAGAUAAAGCUCUGAACAUUUACUCUUCUGUUUCCAGUCACUACACUUCCCCUGUCUCCUCUCGCUACGCUCAGGAAAUCACCAUUCGUCGCCUUGCAAAGUCUCGUCGAUUCGACGACAUCGAAUCCCUGAUCGAGUCCCAUAAAAAUGACCCGAAGAUCACUCAGGAGCCCUUUUUAUCCACCUUGAUUCGAUCCUACGGUCGAGCUGGUAUGUUCGAGCACGCAAUGAGGACUUAUAAUCAGAUGGAAGAUUUCGGCACUCCUCGAUCGGCGAUUUCCUUCAAUGCGCUAUUAUGUGCAUUUAACCAUUCGAAGCAAUUCGACAAAGUUCCUCAACUGUUCGAUGAAAUUCCGAAGAAAUACAAUUUCUCUCCCAAUAAGAUCUCGUACGGGAUCCUGGUCAAAUCCUAUUGCGAAUCCGGUUCUCCCGAGAAGGCCAUGCAAAUUGUAAGGGAAAUGGAGGAAAACGAUGUGGAGGUUACUGCGGUGACAUUCACAACCAUUUUAGAUGCUCUGUACAAGAAGGGCGAGAGCGAAGAGGCAGAGAAAAUCUGGAACAAGAUGAUAUCAAAAGGGUGUGAACUCGAUGUAGGGGCCUAUAACGUAAGAUUGAUGCACGAGCACGGCAGCAAGCCAGAACACGUUGAAGCAUUGAUCGAGGAAAUGGCUAAUUCAGGUAUGAAACCCGACACCAUUAGCUAUAAUUACUUAAUGACUUGUUAUUGCAAGAAUGGGAUGAUUGAUGAAGCAAAGAAGGUGUAUGAUGAUAUGGAGAUAAAUGGGUGUAACAAGAACGCUGCAACUUUUAGGACAUUUAUGUAUUACCUCUGUAGAAAUGGGGAUUAUGAAAAAGGGUAUAUGGUUUUCAAGGAGAGUGUGAAGGUUCAUAAGAUUCCUGAUGUUAACACAGUGAAGUAUUUGGUGGAGGGGCUAAUGGAGAAGAAGAAGAUGAAAGAGGCCAAGGGUUUAAUCAGGACCAUAAGGAAGAAGUUCCCUCCUGAUUCUUUGAAGGCCUGGAGAAAAGUUGAGGAGGCUCUUGGUUUGGCUUCUUCUUCUUCUUCUUCUUCUAAGGCUGAUGAUGAAACUGAAGAAUAAGUGUUUAAGUUGAGCUACGUUGUUGUUGUUCUUGUUGAGUGUAAUGCUUUCUUCUCUGAUUUUUUAGUCCCUAAUUGAACAAGUUUUGUUUUGAAAGCUGCAGAUUGCUAUCAGUUGCUACUAUGGCUUGCUAUUAGAAGCCUAGAUUAUGAGUCAUGGGGCUAUAUAGAGCUGUAAAAGCCCCAAUUUUUUUCAAUAGAUUGUUAGCCUUUCUUA